GUUGUCUGGGUUUCGGCCUGUGAUUGAUGAGUUUUUUUUUCCUCUUCUUUUUAUUAACCUGCUUGCGCAAGAUCUAUAUUGCGUUUUCUUAUUACUCCAUCAUUCAUCAUCAAGGAUGACGCUCUUGAUUGUUGGGGCGUGCUAGAGCCAUCGAUAGCUACAUUCUCUCUCUCUCUUUUUUUUUUUCCUUCUUUUUCCUUUUUUCUUCUUCUUGUCUAGCUGUCCGGGGCUAGGAUUUUUACAUACUAAUAGCUUAAGCCCGGACUUCCAAUCUGGCUUUAAUACCUAAUCCAUUCAUUUCCAUACCACGUCAACCCAGGUUUUGGCAACGUGACCGUUUCCACCGAGCCCACUCGAGUCCGCGUGCAACUCCCCGAAACAAUACUUACAGUCGUUACGUGCUUGAACGAGCCGAAUGAUCCGCCAUUUCUGUCUUCGCCACCAACUUCAACAAUUGGUAUAUAUGUGUUAGGCACCAUCGUGAUAACAUCUGUCAAAUUUACUUCUACCUACCAGGUAGCUUAUCCGCCAACCUUUCAUUGCUUUUCGCGACCAUGGCCGACGGCAAGCCCGUCGAAGAGGCACGGCCCUCCGCCGUUGCAAAGCCCAAAUCUACUAAAGAGAAAGAAUUAUACCCCAUGUCCGACUGGAAAUACGACGCCUUCUUGCAUACAUUUUCCGUUCUCGUAGACCUAUUCUUCCGCGAAGUCCAUCCGAGAGGCGCAUGGAGAGUACCAAGGACCGGGCCUAUUCUCUUCGUCGCCGCGCCGCAUGCGAACCAAUUCGUCGACGGCUUAGUCCUCCAACGGACGCUAAAAAUGGAAGCCCAGCGGCGCGUAGGCCUACUCAUCGCUGAGAAAUCUGUGCACGGCUUCAUCGGAUGGGGUUCCCGCCAGACUGGCUCCGUCCCUGUCGGUCGAGCGCAGGAUAAAGCGAAACCCGCUUCAGGUGUCAUCUAUCUUCCCGAUCCCAUCAAUGAUCCAACCUUGGUCCGAGGCGUGGGCACGGACUUCGAAAAAGAAGCCGAGGUUGGCGGCAUGCUGUUUUUGCCCUCUGUGAAGGGCCAGUCGGGUAGCUCGAUCGACAUAUCCAAGAUCAUCGGACCUGAGGAAAUUCGAAUUAAGCGGCCGUUCAAGGGAAAGGUUCCCCUGCAGCAACUAACCGGUCGAGACGAUAUCGACGAGAAGGGAAAUCUUACUAAUAAGGAAUUGAUGGGCCCGAAAGAUGGCUUUGAGGGUACCAAGUUCAAGCUGGCUCCCCAUAUCGAUCAAACUGAGGUUUACAAGGCGGUUUUCACUCGUCUAAGAUCGGGCGGCUGUAUUGGAAUUUUCCCUGAAGGAGGCAGCCAUGACAGGACGGAAUUGCUACCUCUAAAGGCUGGUGUCGCCAUUAUGGCGUUGGGCACUUUGGCUGAAGAUCCCGACUGUGGACUGCAAAUUGUUCCUGUUGGGAUGAACUACUUCCAUGCCCACAAGUUCCGGUCACGGGCUGUGGUUGAAUUUGGAGCCCCCUUCCAAAUUCCGAGAGACCUGGUUGAGAAAUACAAGAACAACGAGAGGAGAGAUGCGAUUGGCCAGACGCUUGAUAUGGUACACCAAGCUUUGAGCGCCGUUACGGUAUCGGCUCCGGAUUACGAUACCUUGAUGUGCAUCCAAGCAGCCAGGCGACUAUACAAUACUGGGAAGAAGCUACCUCUGCCCAUGGUGGUGGAACUGAACAGGAGAUUAGCCGUCGGCUUCUCUAAAUACAAGGAUGACCCACGCAUUAUCGAUCUGAUGAACAACGUCAAGGAUUACAACAAGCAGCUCCGCUACCUCAACAUCAAGGACCACCAAGUGGCCUAUGCUAAGAUGACUCUCCCGAUAGUUAUUGUCACUCUUCUAUAUCGGAUUAUCAAGCUCCUAGUUCUUUCCAUCGGUGUGAUCCCCGGCCUUGUUCUUUUCGCGCCCGUCUUUGCCGCAGCUAAAAUCAUUAGCAUUAAAAAGGCCAAAGAAGCGCUAGCGGCUUCGUCAGUUAAGGUUCAAGGCAAGGAUGUCAUGGCCACAUGGAAACUCCUUGUGGCCAUGGCUUUUGCGCCCGUGCUCUACAACCUAUAUUCCAUUUUGCUCUCAUUUAAGGUGUACCAAGAUCACCUAUGGGGCUACGUACCGGAGUGGGUGCCGUUCUGGUUAGUAUUCAUUGCCGGCUGGAUCGUCUUCCCGGCUAUCACAUUUGCCGCUUUGCGUUUUGGCGAAGUUGGUAUGGACAUAUUCAAAUCUCUCAGACCCCUCGUUCUGUGCAUCAGCCCAACAUCUGGCUACAGCAUCCAUAACAUUAGAGAGCGGAGAGCGGAGCUAUCCGAAAAAGUAGUCAAGGUCAUCAACGACCUUGGCCCCGACAUGUACGAAGACUUCGAACAGACGCGUCUGGUCACAGACCCGCGCGCGAACGGAGCGAUCUCGCUCAAGGAAGCCAGCGUUCCGGAUAAGACGGAGCCGACGCCGCCGGACUCUCCGCACCUUUCGAGGAAGAAUACCACAAGAUCGAGCCAGGCCAUCCCAAGAAACGAGUCCUUCAGCAAUAUCGGCGCUAUCGGUAUGUUCGCGACGCGCCCGCCAUCGCGGUCUAGAAGCCGCAGCAGCAGCAGCGGAGGCGGCUUCGGGUCCGGCGGGUUCCCGGUGUCGGGGUUCACGGCGCUGGAUACUAACGAAGGGUUCAACGAGGCGAGCAAUAAGAUCAGGGCGGCAAUGAAGCAGAGGGGGCAGCUGAGGCGGAGGAAGAGUGGGUUUUCGUCGGAUGGGGAGGGGAGCGAGGGGACUUGAGGGAGACUUGGGAUUUUUUUUUCUCCAUAGUUCACAGGGUUUGAUUCUUGGUUGUGUACCUAAGAUAAUUUGACUUGGACUGGACUAAAAAUGAAAGGUCUAGACGGAUAAGUCUGGGUUAGAAAGGAAAGGAGGAAGGAGUUGAGCACUGUAAUGUGGUAGGUUUUUCAUUUUUGAACUACUAAGAAUUGUUGUGUGCGAGAAAGAGAAACAGGAGUAAUGUAUACCCGAAAGUACAGUACGUUGUUGGGCAGGUAGACUGUCGUUGUCGUCUAUGCGGCUGCUACUCGAUCACGAGAAGGAUAGGAGGAAGAGGAUGGAUGUAAUGACAAUGCGAUCUCAACUUUGAGUGUGUUUAUAUGCGUGAUGCUUGGCUGCGAGUUGCAUACAUACGAGGAGGUAUGAGUUAUAGUUGAAAGCACUAGUUACGAGGUUGUGGUAAUGUUCAGGCUUGGGGGCUCGACAUUUAUAUACCUACAGACUAUUAUAUGUAUACGAAUAUAAAAGCUAAAAGUUUGUCCUGAAGUCCGACUUGGCUACAGAGGAAUUCCCUGACCAAUCGAGGGAGUCCUUG
Molecule: messenger RNA, 3375 nt
Organism: Daldinia decipiens
Lineage: Eukaryota; Fungi; Ascomycota; Sordariomycetes; Xylariales; Hypoxylaceae
Exons: 1
Coding region: 555-2801 (748 amino acids)
Biological process (GO): phospholipid biosynthetic process
Cellular component (GO): endoplasmic reticulum membrane
Molecular function (GO): glycerone-phosphate O-acyltransferase activity; glycerol-3-phosphate O-acyltransferase activity
Source: RefSeq, a predicted model, not a curated record